UAUGUGAGAGCAGAGAGAGUUUUAUACACAAGUGCAGAUGUGUGCGGAUCCGCGCUCCACUUUUCUUCUUUCACUGUUAUUCUCGGGACUCGUGUAAACAUGCAGCCGCCGCCGAGGAAGGUGAAAGUAAGCCAGGAGCUGAAGCACUCGCACACUGAACAGCUGAACAAACUUCACGUCAAACAUCAGACUGACUGUGACCUUCUGGAGGACCUGAGGACGUACAGUCAGAAGAAGGCGGUUAUAGAGAAGGACUAUGCACAGGCUCUGCAGAAAUUGGCUUCUCAGUAUUUGAAGAGGGAAUGGCCUGGGGUCCAGUCAGAAGAUCAGCUGGACUUCAGGAAUGUUUGCACAGUAUGGAGGGCGUAUCUGGACGGGGUAGUGAAAGUGACCCAGUCUCGGAUCAGUGGCUGUGACAGCUACAGGAGUCAAGUCUCCGAGCCUAUCAAAACUUUCCGAGUGCACAAAGAGCAGCAGCUAAAGAAAUGUAUCGAGCAGCUGACGCGGAUUCAAGCCGAGCUGCAAGACACAGUGAAGGAUGUGACCAAGUCCAGGAAGAAGUACCAGGAAGCAGAGCAGAUGGCUCAGGCUGUGCGAGAGAAAGCAGACAUGGAAGCCAAGUCCAAGCUCAGUCUGUUUCAGUCCAGAUCCAGUUUAAAAAGAGCAAGCGUAAAGUUGAAAGCCAAGAAAAAUGAGUGUAACUCCAAAGCCACCCACGCCAGGAACGACUACCUGCUUACACUGGCAGCAGCCAAUACCCACCAGGGCCGUUACUACGAGACUGAUCUGAUCCGCUCCAUUAAGACUCUGGAUGGCAGCGUGUAUGAUCACAUGAAAGGCUAUCUGGUUUCACUCUGUCAAACAGAGCUGGAUGCGUCCCAUGUUGUCCAGGACACCUUCAACUUCCUGCUGGAGAAAUCGAGUGAAGUAAUACAGGAUUUUCACCAGGAGCUUUUUAUCCAGGAGAACUCUGUGUUUCAGAAAGCUGCAACGUUCAGCUUUCAUCCCUGUGAUAAUGAUUCGGUAUCACAGCUCCAGAAAGAGAAUGGCACAGCUGAGGAGCACAGUCUGAAUAAAGAGGCGCGGAAAUGGGCGACCCGUGUAGCCAGGGAGCACAAGAACAUCAUCCACAGUCAGAGGACUCUGUCUGAAUGUGAAGGUUCACCUCAGCAAGAGCAAAAUUCCUGUGAUUCAGAGAUUAAGGUGGAGGAGGCAAAAGAAAGCAUCCGAAAAGCUGAGACGGUGAAGCUGAAAGCAGAAGCUCGUCUAAACUUGCUUAGAGAUGUGGGCGUGACGGUAGACACCUGGUUAAAAAGUGCUAUGAACCAAGUCAUGGAGGAGCUGGAGAACGAGAAAUGGGCCACAGUGCCCAAUGAUGCUUCGCUCUCUGUAAGUCACAUGAGCACAGUAGAUCUGGAACGAGAGGACGACGAGGAGACUGAGGACACGGAAACUUUGGAUGAUAGUAGCUCCAGUCCUUCCAGCACUCUGAGGAACUAUCCGCUGACCUGCAAAGUGCUAUACUCAUACCAGGCAUCACAGCCAGAUGAGCUGACUAUUGAGGAGCAGGAGGUGCUGGAAGUCAUAGAUGAUGGGGACAUGGAAGACUGGGUUAAGGCCAGAAACAGAGCAGGACAGGUGGGCUACGUGCCUGAGAAAUACCUGCAGUUACCCUCCUCUAACAGUCUGUUGAGCAUGCUUCAGUCGUUGGCAGCACUGGAAACGCGUUCCUAUUCAUCUAGUAACUCCACCGAGCAGGAGCCUGACUCUGCCUGUGAUCAUACCCCGACCAGCCCCAACGGAGACAACAGUGUGCGCUUUGCGAAGGCUCUGUACGAUUACCAGGCUCAGACAGAGGAUGAACUUUCCUUCCCUGAAGGCGCCAUCAUUCGCAUUCUGAACAAAGACAACCAGGAGGACGACGGCUUCUGGGAGGGAGAGUUUAAUGGGAGCGUGGGGGUUUUCCCUGCUGUUUUAGUGGAAGAUCUGACUGCACCAAACUGUGAGGAUGCUCACACCAGCAUGGAAACACAGGGGUCUCCGUGCACUCAGGGUCGUCCUUCUCGUCCCUCAUCGAUGAUUCAGUAUCAGCCUCAAUCCUGCAGCAGCCCAAUUUCCAGUCCUCUUGCCACACCCACUCUGCCCUCUCCUGUCUCCAGCCCAGUAAGCUCCACUGCCUUACCUCUCUCAAGCCCACGCACCCUCAACGGCUUUCACAGACCGGCCCCGGCUCCCCCGAAGACACCUGCUAAUAAUCAUGCCCACAGCUCCACACCACCACCCAAGUACCCUGCAGAUGGCAGACCAGGGACCCUGAGACCUGUGCGUGCUGCACCUCCCCCUCCUCCCAAACAGCAGGCCCAGGGCCAAGUGCAGAAAAAGGAAGAGGUGGAGAUAACACUAGUCACGUCCAAUUGCCCGAUUGCGUCAUGCUUCCUCUCCACCAAUGCCGAUCCCCGCUCUGAUUGAGGAGAACGAAGCUAACCCACGCCCCCUCCGACAAGUGGGCAGCAUGCCGUAUGCAUCUUAUCACCUACACUUUGACGAGUGCAGUGCAGCUCAGCACUGUGUACAGAGAGCAGAGCAGAGCGCUGAACAAA
Trichomycterus rosablanca is the source of this 2600-nucleotide messenger RNA. Its product is annotated as F-BAR and double SH3 domains protein 2. NCBI's taxonomy places the organism in Eukaryota, Metazoa, Chordata, Actinopteri, Siluriformes, Trichomycteridae. Gene Ontology annotation, cellular component: recycling endosome; neuromuscular junction. The transcript has 21 exons. The coding region runs from base 100 to 2469 and encodes 789 amino acids. Gene Ontology annotation, biological process: regulation of actin filament polymerization; neuromuscular synaptic transmission. The record is from RefSeq and is a predicted model, not a curated record. Gene Ontology annotation, molecular function: protein binding.